Messenger RNA from Clonostachys rhizophaga, 1233 nucleotides. Lineage: Eukaryota; Fungi; Ascomycota; Sordariomycetes; Hypocreales; Bionectriaceae. The record is from the annotation of a GenBank genome assembly.
AUGGUGAGCCUGACUUGGUGGAAACGGGAAACAACGGAAGAAAAUAAGGUUCGAUCCAGGAGACCGAAAGAGACCGCCUACAACCAGGAACGUAUGAAAGCUUGGGAUCCGAAAACAUCCAGCCUUAUCUUCCUGGUGCUCGGCAUCAUCCUUUCGUCCUUUGGUGUUUUCUGGGUGGUCGUUAAUUCCAAGAUCACUUUACACAAAAACGUCUAUACUGAUCUUGUAAACAUUUUGAAGAGUAGAGGAAUCCAACUUGACUACACAACAUGUCACGAGAUCGAGUCUUACAAUCAGCUAGAGACGAUGCCAGAUCGACUUAUCGCGGAAUACAUGCCAAGGAAAUUUGCGGGACAAUCCCUUAACCGCUGGAAACGAGCUAAUGGCACCCUUACAUUUGAUGGCAUCACGAAGAAUUACACUCUCUGUACCAUCGAAUUCCACCUACCUGCAGACCUGAAGCCACCCGUUCUCUUUCAUUAUCAUCUUACCAACUUUCACCAGAACCAUCGCAAUUAUGGAACUUCACGGCAUGACAGACAACUGAAAGGGGAAAGCACUAGUCUCGACUCGAUCAAAGGUUCAGCUUGCAAGGACGUCGCUGUUGUCAAAUCUGGAAAUGAGGGCGAAGAAAAGCCCAUAUACCCCUGUGGUCUUAUUGCAGCAUCGUACUUCAACGAUACAUUUGGAUAUCCACAGCGCAUCAAUUCUGGACCGAGAGAAGACGUUUUCUACAAUAUGUCCAAAGAUGAUAUCGUCUCGAGACAUGACAGGUUUCUUUACAAGCCCAGUACCUACAAUGUCACGGCCGCGCCCGUCGACUGGAAAGACAGCCCUGUCGUGCCACCUCCAAGUUGGGCAGAGCGGUACCCCAAAGGGUAUCACAAGGGCAACAUGUUUGAUCCAUCAAUGGACGAGUCCUUCAUGUUAUGGAUGCGCACGGCAUCUUCACCAAGAUUCGCCAAGCUUGCAAUGCACAACGACCAUGAUAUCAUGGAGGAAGGUCGAUAUCGCCUCGAAAUCUUCUCUCACUUCCCAAUACAAAAGAGCGGAGGUAGGAAAUCAGUCAUUAUAUCUACCAGAUCCCUUGGUGGUGCUCACAAUCCGUUCCUUGGCUGGGCUAAUAUCGGUACGGGCGCUGCCUGUGUACUGCUUUCCGCCUUCUUUGCUCUGUCGUCCUUGUGGCCAUCAAUUCCACUGGUUUACCACAGCUACCCUCACGAAAACUAUUGA